AUGCUGAACGAACGAAGCGACAAGGAACAAGGAUCAUUGUUUGAGCCUAUUACGGCAUUAAUCACCGCUGAUUUGAUCAGCGAAGCUAACGGCUACCGCAACGACCACCAGCGACUACCGUACCCUGUUCAUCGCUACCAGUUCAUUGCUAAUCGUUCAGCGGAACCGGUUCGAUGCCGCUACUAUAAAAUGAUGUCAAAGCGACGUAGAUCAGACACAACGAUGUCCGACGAGAAGUCAAAGCUUGCCGAGGCUGAAGGCCUUAAACGGCUUGCUUUCUUUGGCAUUGCCAUCUCUACCGUCGCCACUCUAACGGCCAUCAUUGCUGUCCCUAUGCUUUAUAAUUACAUGCAACACGUGCAGUCUUCACUUCAAAAUGAGGUGGAUUUUUGCCGCCACCGAACGGAUGGUCUUUGGGAUGAAUUCCAUAAGUUCGAGUCAAUGAAAGGAGUAGACAGCCGUAUCAAGAGACACGUCUGGCAACAACAUUUCCGUGUCCCUGCACGUGCUCGUGGAGCUGGCACCUACGCCCAAGGUGGAGGUGGUGGUGCAGGAGCCGGAGGUGGCGGAGGCGGUUAUGCCGGUGGUGCCGUUGGCGGAGGCGGAGGUGGUGGCGGUGGAUGCUGCUCAUGCGGUAUCGGUGCUGCUGGACCUCCAGGACCUCCUGGUGCUGAUGGAAAUCCUGGAAAAGAUGGCAACGCUGGAAAUCCAGGACAACCUGGAGCUGAUGCAUCGGCUGGAGCUGGACCAACAGCAGCUGAUUUCUGUUUCGAUUGCCCACCUGGACCUGCUGGACCAGCAGGAAACGCUGGACCACCCGGACCUCCCGGAGCUCCUGGAGCCCCAGGAAAUAGCCCACAGUCGGCUGGAACUGGACCACCUGGACCAGCCGGUCCCCCUGGACCACCUGGAAACGACGGAGCUCCUGGAGCUCCAGGAAACCCCGGAGGUCCUGGACAGGUUGUCGACGUACCUGGAACCCCCGGACCUGCAGGACCACCAGGACCACCUGGACCACCUGGACCAGCCGGAAAUCCUGGAGCCCCUGGAAGUUCACAACCUGGUCCCCCUGGUCCUGCCGGAGAUCCAGGACCAGAUGGAGCUCCCGGAAACCCUGGAGCUCCAGGAGGUCCCGGAGAUGCUGGAGCGCCAGGAUCAGGUGGUGGUUGCGACCAUUGCCCACCGCCUCGAACUGCUCCUGUGCAUUGUUUACUAAUAGAAAUCGGAUGCUACGGCGAAUUUCUUCCUCUCAACAUUUCGAUAAUUCGACCAAAUCAGUUGGGAAGCUUUGGCGCAAGGAUCGAGCAAAGUUUGAAUGAGGCCGUUCGAAACCUCUCUGGAAUCAUUUCUGUUCGUAACUAUGGAGAUCGAAACGUUAGCGCUGCCGCUAUUCGGAAAUGUUCUACAAGCUUUAGUACUGCUACAUCAAUAACGAUAAUAAAGGAUGAAUCAAAGAAAUUUUUGAAGGAAAAAGUACGAUUUAAUGAUGAUUUCUUUUUUGAAACAAGCACGUUUGUACUGCUUUUAGAGAAUAAUAGAAAACUUUGCAAGACACAUCAAAAAAUGCUUGCUUCAGCGGCACCAUGUAAAAUUGAAGGUUUCGAGAGGUAA
Messenger RNA from Necator americanus (New World hookworm), 1611 nucleotides. RefSeq lists its product as uncharacterized. The transcript is spliced from 11 exons. Bases 1 to 1611 code for a protein of 536 amino acids. Lineage: Eukaryota; Metazoa; Nematoda; Chromadorea; Rhabditida; Ancylostomatidae. Gene Ontology annotation, molecular function: structural constituent of cuticle. The record is from RefSeq and is a predicted model, not a curated record.